This is a messenger RNA of Solanum tuberosum (potato), 987 nucleotides long. RefSeq names its product thylakoid lumenal 15.0 kDa protein 2, chloroplastic. The transcript has 6 exons. The record is from RefSeq and is a predicted model, not a curated record. Bases 72 to 740 code for a protein of 222 amino acids. Lineage: Eukaryota; Viridiplantae; Streptophyta; Magnoliopsida; Solanales; Solanaceae.
AUAAAUUAAGAAGAGUACAUUAUUCUAGAGUGAGAAUACGUGCCCAUUUCUCUAGACACAAAGAACUGAAAAUGGCUUCUCUUUUCCAUCUUCCUUCAUCUCUCACAUUCCGCAAAAUCUGUCACUCUCCCAUCAAAGCAUCACAUUCUCAUUCCAGAAUUUCAGUCAAGAAUGAAAACCCACUUCCAAAAUUAUCCAAAAUUUCAGAAUUUUCAUCAAAGGCUUUGAAUUUCUUGCUUUCUGGUUCUUUAGCUCUUGCUCUUUCACUAACAGGAGUUGGUAUUGCUGAGGGAAAGGUUGGGGUGAACAAGCCGGAACUGCUUCCUAAGGAGUUUACUUCAGUUAUUGAUGUUGCUGGCUUUCUCUCGGAUGGUCAGGAGAAAAGACUUGCACAAGAGAUCACAGAUAUAGAAAAGGAUACUGGUUUUAAGCUGAGAGUUUUAGCUCAGAAUUACCCUGAUACGCCUGGAUUAGCUAUUAAAGAUUAUUGGCAAGUGGACGACAAGACUAUAGUUUUUGUUGCUGAUCCUACAUUUGGAAACAUACUGAAUUUCAACGUUGGAGCUACUGUGGAUCUCGAUAUUCCACGUAGCUUCUGGAGCCGUUUGGCAGGGACAUACGGAAACAUGUUUUAUUGGAAAGAAAAGGGUGAAGACGCGUCUAUUGAGGCUGCUGUUAUGGCUAUAUCAAGCUGCUUGAGAGAACCAGUUGGUCCGAAUAAUUGCUCAGAGGUGAAGUAAUAUCCGCGUGACACUGUAGAGCUUGUUCCAUUUUUCAAUUGAUCUCUGUACAACAUAUUUGUCGAUAAAAUGUACAUCGAAAGAUGAAUGAUCAAUGUAGUGUUAUACAAUGUAUUUUCUUACUGUCAUUGUAAAGAAAAGGAAAAGGAUGAAAGAAGCUAUAGACCAUUUAUUUUCUGGAAUUCGAACUUGUGAUAUUGGCUCCAUUGAUGGAGAAAUUGCAUAUUUUAGAGAAAAUUUCACACUG